CAUGCGCAAAGAAGUAAAUCAGACUUGUUUAAUAAUGGCGGUCAUUGUUACGUUGGUGUGUUAAAUUUUUGCAUAUUUCUGUGAAUUUCUAAUUAAUAAUCAAAGUUUAACAAUGUCGUUUAUGCCCCUAUGGCCAAAUCUACAACCAAGGUCAACAGAUCCAUUAUGGUUUAAUGCUGACAGACCCAUUGACGACGAAAGUGAAGUCGCCGCACUCGAGUUGGAACAUCAGCAUUGGCGAGAACAAAUACGAUCUGAGGGCUCUGAAAAUGUUCCAAUUGGCAAAGACGCGAGAGAUUUUCGUGGAUCUGAGGAAGAGGAGGAGGAGGAAGAAGAGGAAGAAGGUGAGGGUGAGGAGGAAGAAGAAUCAGACACUCAUGAAGAAGAGGAAGAGGAAUUAGACGAAAUGGAUAUGGAUGUCAGUUAUUCACAUCAACAACAAAGAUCAAGUCCCACAGAAACUGGCACCGAAACUGUCUCCAUAAGAAUGGCAAAUAAUUUGGAGACAUCGUUGGAUUAAAUAAGGAGGUUCAACGUUUAUAUGAUUCAGAAAUUAGCUGCGUGGUUUGAAAAUGGAUUGAUGAAAAAAAAAAAAAAAAUGCCGAGUUCUCGAAUACCGGAAAAAAGUCUGUUUAUACCAAUGCCGAAACCUAAUACCUAAGUUCAGCAUCCUAACCUGCCUCAAAAGGAAGUUAUGGCACGUACAAGUUAUUAUCUCGUUCGUUCGCAAGAGUUGCUGGUUUCGUCCCAAAAAAAAAAAAAAAUAAAGAGAAAGAAAA
Leptopilina boulardi is the source of this 779-nucleotide messenger RNA. RefSeq names its product anaphase-promoting complex subunit 15B-like. The record is from RefSeq and is a predicted model, not a curated record. Lineage: Eukaryota; Metazoa; Arthropoda; Insecta; Hymenoptera; Figitidae. Gene Ontology annotation, biological process: regulation of mitotic cell cycle spindle assembly checkpoint. The transcript has 4 exons. The coding region runs from base 113 to 520 and encodes 135 amino acids. Gene Ontology annotation, cellular component: anaphase-promoting complex.